UGCUAGUGGUGGCAUUGCUGCCGUGAUGGUUCGACAGAACCGGAAGACAUGUGGUUGUGCCAGAUGAAUUAGACUGUUCCUGCUGAAGCAGAUCGUUAGCUACCAGCUUGGCGAACACCUCUUUGUACUUGCGAUGGUCCGAUAUGGUUUACUCGCAGCGUUGUAUGCGUACCUGCAGCUCAUCGCCGGAAAACGACUGAUGAAAACCAAAGUGUGCCUUCAAUGAAGAUCUGCUAAAGCGGACACCGACAACCGGAGCAGUCUCGAACUUGAAAACGGAUCUCGAAUCAACACCAGCAAAUCAUGGAUAUUCUCGGCAGCACAACCGCCGAAGCCCUUCACGCACAUUCACUGGAGGUAAACGUUACACGUUUAGUCGCCGAUAGUGAAUACAGUAUGAGCAAAAAUGAAGCUAAACUGCUGGCGAUAUUGGCCCUGGGUGUGGGGAGCUUUUUGUCCGGAAUUCUGCCACUUUUCUGCUCACAGCGCAACAGGGAUCGCUUUCCGGUGCUGAUCUCCUUCCUACUUUGCUUCGGUGCAGGAGUUUUGUUGGCUACCGCGUUGGUGCACAUGUUACCAGAGGUUCGAGUUCCGCUUCAGCAGUAUGCUGAAAUAAUUUUUUGUGUAGGAUUUUUCUUAAUUUAUACUGUGGAUGAAAUAAGUCAUCUGUGUGGCGUCUCUGGCGGACACGGACAUAGUCAUGGAGACCAAGGCGAACAACUGACCGUUGCUGGGAGGCGACUAAGUCGUGAUUCGCUGAGCGGUGACCAAGAUCGCUGUUAUGGUACCAGCGAAGAAACCAAGUUACUAAAUAAAGGAGAAAGCAGCAACCUUAUUCAGCAGCGACCGUCCGAUAGAGACGUGCCCGAAAUCAGACCAGUGCGCUCUAACGAUAGCAUUCCGAGGGUGAUGGUGGCCGCAUCCGGUGAUGCCUCGGAGCAAGUAACUGGUGUUUUCAGUCUCCUGCUGGCUCUGGUGGUGCAUUCACUCCUCGAAGGUCUGGCUAUCGGAGUACAGGACACGGCUCCCAAGGUAAUGCUGCUGCUGGGAGCAGUGAGUGCCCACAAGUACGUGGUAGGUUUCUGUCUUGGAGUAGAGAUUUGCUCCCACGGAAACCGCAAACGUUUGUCGCACAUCCUGCAGAUUUUAACGUUUUCCAUCGGAUCGGUUGCCGGCAUCGGAGUGGGCAUGGUGCUGGACGAUAUAGGGCAAACUUUCAACAUGCUUGUUAUACCGGUUCUUCAGGGGGUCGCUGGUGGUACGCUUCUGUACGUGACCGUCAGCGAAGUGCUUCCGCGGGAGCGUGGGAAACGCAGCAUUAUGCGCUCGCGUCAGGUUGGCCUUCUGCAGCUUUUUGCAGUGAUAUUAGGUUUUACGGUGAUGUCAUUUUUAAGUCUUUUGAUAAGUGAACAUUAGUUUGAGUUUAAUGUAGGAUUUUUAUUGCAAUUAACGAGUUAAAAUUGUAUAGUAGGUUAUAGCUAAUGUGGGAAGACCAAAUAAAAGCAUACGCAAAAUGUGCCAGUCCGUUCGAAAGGUAGCAUGUAGAACAGCGUGAAAUUUGGAAAGUAA
Messenger RNA from Wyeomyia smithii (pitcher-plant mosquito), 1569 nucleotides. It is a transcript of the gene Zip88E, whose product is annotated as zinc transporter ZIP1. The coding region runs from base 304 to 1416 and encodes 370 amino acids. The transcript has 3 exons. Gene Ontology annotation, cellular component: plasma membrane. Gene Ontology annotation, biological process: zinc ion transmembrane transport. Gene Ontology annotation, molecular function: zinc ion transmembrane transporter activity. The record is from RefSeq and is a predicted model, not a curated record. NCBI's taxonomy places the organism in Eukaryota, Metazoa, Arthropoda, Insecta, Diptera, Culicidae.